UAUUGUUAAUUGGAAUAUAAAUGUAUUAAUUGUAUUUUUUUAUUUAAUAUAAUUUCAGCAAAGAUGAAAUAUCUUUGGCCGUUGUUGACGUGGAUUCUUCUGGCCUCAUUUCCAGUUGAUUCUUCACAAAGAAUCAAACGAGGACAAAAAAAAGUAUUUUUUCUAAAUCUAGAAGAUGGAUACUUUGGAUGUCAGGUCAAUGAAUCGACUGAAGUUUUACAAUUGCUCGAGUUGUCGAGACUGUGUGACGGAAAAAACGACUGUUAUCACGGAGGUGAUGAAGCCCGAAAGAAGCUCAAAUGCACAGAUGAUUGUACAAAAGAAGAUGGUACAAAGUGCCAAAAUGGUGUUUGCCUUGAUUCUGUUUGCCACUGUAAUGAUGGCUUCGGUGGAUGUAAUUGUCAAGAACCAGACGAAAACGAGUGCAAGUCAAAACCCUGUGAUAUUUUCGCCCAUUGUACAAACACUCUUGGCAGCUUUGAUUGUACCUGUUUCCCGGGCUUCAAAGGAGAUGGAUUUUCUUGUGAAGAUAUAAAUGAAUGUGACGAUCCAGCCUUAGCAUCACGAUGCGUUGAAAAUUCUGAAUGCUGUAAUUUGCCAUCGAAUUUUCUCUGUAGGUGCAAUCCAGGAUAUACUGGUGAUGGUGAAGAACGUUGUGACGAUAUCAAUGAAUGUGAAUUACCGAAUGCAUGUGGUGACAAUGCAUUUUGCGAAAAUACUCAAGGAAAUUUUACUUGUACGUGUUUAAAUGGAUUCAAAGGAAAUCCCUACGAGAGGUGUUAUGAUAUUAAUGAGUGUGAGCAUAAUAAUACUUGUGGUCUAAAGGCACAGUGUAUUAAUCUGUUAGGUAGUCAUCGAUGUGAAUGCCCCGAGGGAUUUCAAGGGAGCCCUGAAGAAGGUUGCACCGACAUCAACGAGUGUACGAGAAGUCCGUGUGGAAAAUCAGCAUUGUGUGAAAACUUUGAAGGAAGCUUUCGAUGUACAUGUCCCGAUGGCAUGGGUGGAGAUCCAUUUACUGGAUGUCACGACAUCAACGAAUGCAAGCUGAAUAAUCCUUGUGGUAAGGAAUCAAAAUGUGUAAAUGUCAAGAAUGGUUUUGAAUGCCGAUGUGCUCAAGGUUAUCAACACGAUCCAGUACUAGGAUGUACGGAUAUAAACGAGUGCUCAAGAAACAAUGCUUGUGCUUCCAAUGCAAAAUGCAUUAAUGUCCCUGGCUCAUACAAAUGUAUUUGCCCUCAGGGCUUCCUAGGACAGGGACUUAUUCUCUGUGAAAAUGUUGACGAGUGCAAAAAAAAUCCAUGUGGAGAAAAUGCUGAGUGUAUUGAUACAGUUGGAAGCUUUAUCUGCAGAUGCAAGCAAGAUUAUACUGGGGAUCCCUUCAAGGCUUGCUUCGACAUUGAUGAGUGUAGUGUACUGGAAAAUCCUUGUGGCAAAAAUGCAGUUUGUAAAAAUACUGUACCAGGUUAUACUUGUUUAUGUCCACCAGGAUAUAGCAAAAAUCCUAGUCCAACAGUUGCAUGUGAUCAGACGGACGUUACAACAUUAUGCAAAACUAAUUUUGAUUGUGUAAAUAAUGCCGAGUGUAUUGAGGGCCAGUGUUAUUGCAAGGACGGCUUCAAGGCCAUUGGUGCUGAGUGCGAAGACCUCAAUGAGUGUACAACAAAUCCUUGUGGUCCAUCAUCAGUGUGCACAAAUACCCGAGGAAGUUAUCAUUGCUCUUGUGAGACCGGUUUUAUCGGCACACCCCCACAUAUAUCAUGUAAAGCACCAUGUGAUGAAGUCACUUGCGGUGAACAUGCAUAUUGUAAAGCUGAUGGACAAGAAGCUUAUUGCAUUUGCGAAGAUGGUUGGACGUUCAAUCCGAACGAUAUUUCUGUUGGAUGUGUUGAUAUAAAUGAAUGUGAUGUGGUGAACGGACCUGUCGUUGUUCAAUUAUCUGUGGUUAAAUUUAAAGACGUCGACGAGUGUACAAGAGCAGGUGCUUGUGGUCAUGGUGCAUCAUGUACCAAUACAGAGGGUGAAUAUACGUGUACAUGUCCUGAAGGCACAAUACCUGAUCCUGAUCCAUAUAUCAAGUGUGUUGGAGUUGUUAGCUGUGAGUUGGAUGCUGAUUGCCCUGGUAAUGCUAUUUGUGAUCCUCAGAAAAGGUGCUUAUGCCCGGAGCCUAACGUUGGAAACGAUUGUAGACAUCCAUGUGAAGACGUGUCUUGUGGUCCGAAUGCUCAUUGUAUGUUGUUGAAUGAUAUUGCAACGUGUUUGUGUAGUAAUGGAUACACUGGUAAAGCAGGUAUUAAAGACGGCUGCACAGACAUUAAUGAGUGUGCGGUAAAUCCUUGUCCACCAGGAGCGGUCUGCAACAAUGAGGCUGGUUCUUUCUCCUGUCAAUGUCCAACUGGUACAACUGGUGAUCCAUAUAUGGGUGGUUGUAAAGAAUCUGAGCUUCCUCAUAAAUGUGGACCAAGCACACCUUGUCCAGCCGGUGAACAAUGUAUCAAAGAUGAAUUUAUUGGUAGUAGUGUUUGUAUUUGUCAACGUGGUUACACUCGUGAUGAACAUUCAGGAAAAUGCCGAGAUAUUGAUGAGUGCAUGGAACAUCGUGAUAAGCUGGCAUGUGGAAUAAAUGCGAUUUGUAAAAAUCUCCCAGGAAGUUAUGAGUGUCAAUGUCCCCCAGGGUUUAAUGGUAAUCCAUUUACUCUGUGUGAAGAAUGCAAUAGCAUUGAGUGUCAGUGUCAACCACCAUAUAAAAUUGUUAGUGGCAAGUGUAUGCUUGCUGAUUGCUCGAAAGGUGAAAACUGUCCGAGUGGUGCUGAGUGUAUCACAAUCGCUGGUGGAGUUAGCUACUGUGCGUGUCCUAAAGGUUAUUCAACACAACCGGAUGGAUCAUGUGAGGAUAUUGAUGAAUGCGCUGAAGGACGCCAGGUUUGUGGAUAUGGAGCAGAAUGUAUUAACAAACCAGGAUCACAUGAAUGUUUAUGUCCAUAUGGGUAUGGUGGUGAUCCUUACAAUGGACUUUGUUCACCAGCACAAAAACGUUGCACAAAUGAUCAUGAAUGUAAACCAAAUGAAAAAUGUGUACAGCCUGGAGAAUGCGUCUGUCCACCACCCUUCUUUACGGAUAUUUCGGAUGGUAAUCAGUGUAAAAACCCUUGUGAUAGAUUUCCUUGCGGAAUUAAUGCAAAAUGUACGCCAAGUGAUCCACCAAAGUGCAUGUGUGAAAGUAGAUAUGAAGGUGAUCCUCAACAUGGUUGCGUUAAUGUUAAUGAGUGUGCGAACAAUCCCUGUGGUAAUGGGGCAUAUUGUAUAAAUAAUCGAGGAGGACAUGUAUGUGAAUGUCCGAAAGGAUCUGUUGGAGAUCCUUAUGGAAAUGGUUGCUCUGGUAUUGCUCAGCCAAGAACAGAAUGUGACGUUAAUCAAGAUUGUGAAAAUUAUUUUGCUUGUAUUCAAGGAAGUUGUGUCAAUCCAUGUGAUAAUGUGCCGUGCGGACCUAACGCAUAUUGCGAGCCCGAUAAGCACGCACCAUGGUGUAGAUGUGUUGUUGGAUUUAUUGAAGGCAAAAACAACGAGUGUGUUUCACGUAAAUUUUAA
Molecule: messenger RNA, 3585 nt
Organism: Aphidius gifuensis
Lineage: Eukaryota; Metazoa; Arthropoda; Insecta; Hymenoptera; Braconidae
Product: fibrillin-2-like
Exons: 15
Coding region: 64-3585 (1173 amino acids)
Molecular function (GO): calcium ion binding
Source: RefSeq, a predicted model, not a curated record